AUGGCCUACAAUGUCGCAAAGCUGCUGACAAUGACCCACACCGAGCUCGACGACCUCUUCAAGGGCGCCGAAGCCGGCCCCAUUCCGAACGGCGAUGCGGAAGGGACGGCAAUCGUCGCGGCGGGCACCCCCUUCACGCCCGAGAUCGCCCAGUUCAUUAGCAUCUUCGCCUGGCAGGGCAAGAUCUUCAAUGCACAGAAGAUGGUCCUUGUGAACAAAAUCACCGUGUUCGGCCUCGAUGCCAUCCUCGCUCGCAUCACCCGCGAGCCGAGCUGGAUCGAUGGUAAGGAAUGCAUCGUCCUCGACUACUCUCAGACCUCCUUCGUUGCCCACUGGGUACGCGAUGAGAUCCGCCUCAUCGGUCCCGGCCUCUAUCUUGGAAGAGUGUUCUGGGACCAGACCCAUCUUAUUUAUUUUGCGCUCCAGUUCUGA
This is a messenger RNA of Aspergillus pseudoviridinutans, 432 nucleotides long. RefSeq lists its product as uncharacterized. The transcript has a single exon. The record is from RefSeq and is a predicted model, not a curated record. The coding region runs from base 1 to 432 and encodes 143 amino acids. NCBI's taxonomy places the organism in Eukaryota, Fungi, Ascomycota, Eurotiomycetes, Eurotiales, Aspergillaceae.